UCAAAAAUUAACAUUAAGAAAAGAUGCACACGAUAGUUUUGGUAAGAAAUCCAGUAUUUAUCGUCGAUCUUCUCGACGAAAUAGUCUUCGAAAAUCUAAAUAUGUACCUGAUGGUAAAACCAACUCCACAAAAAGCCAGUCAUUGAUGUGUAAAGCUUCUGAGUCUUGUUCCAAUAAAGAAGACAGUGGUGUUGGCAUGAGCGAUGGGGAGGACAGGAAUCAGAGCAUAUACCAGACGCUGUCCUCUAAAGUCAACUUGUCAACGGAAGAGAAAGAAACUAUCGAUACUUACGACCGAUUAAGUCGAAUACACGAUAUGGUCAAUCUGAUACAUAAAGGCUUGUCCUCUGCUUGUGCCGCUUGCAAAGCCAUCCCCUCCAGUGCAUUGGAGCUACGUGCCAAAGCUGAGUCUUCCAUGCUUCAAGUGAAAUGUAAUGAGAUAGGUCCACAUCAUCACCCACCAUGUAUCUGUUUUGCGUGCCAGCAUUCCAUCUUCAGUUGUUCGAUCGAUACAGGUAUACCUGCUGAUAUGGGCGCCGAAGACAGUUUAUAUUACAACUUGUGCUGUUUAAACUCACCCAAUCGUGAAGGCUGGAGGCAAUCAAGGCGGAGGCCUAUAUGCGAACAGAACGGUCGUCUGUGCAUCGUCAACUGCGACAUGGAGCAGCGAACUGAUUCUCUGAAGAUGAAUAAUGAUUUCUACGAACAACUGUGUGAAUGGCAUUCAACGCCAACAGUUCUUCCACGUAAGAAUUACAGAUCGAAAAAACGUUCGGGUGAUUCUUAUGAUAGUGAUGAAAGUUGGAUUGAUUUAACAGAUUCCGAAGAUGAAGGGCGCAUGCAAAAUUGUACCAGGCCUCAAUUCACGAAUUAUAUAAGAAAUUCUUUGUCCAGAAGAUCAGACGGUAGCUUAUCUGCUCAGAAUACAGUUUAUGAUCUUGAUCAAACAAUUGUAAAAUGUCAAUCUUUGGAUUUGUCAAGGUGCCAGUCCAUUGAGCAUUUAUAUGAGAGCAUAGCUGACAUAGAGGCCCAAGAAGUUGAGAACAAUACUAAAGAUACUUCUUUACAUUCCAAUGGUUCUAGUACUCUUUCUUUAAAAAGUGAACAAAAUGUUGACAAUGAUGUCGACAGUGGGGAAUGGUCUACGGAGAGUGCUUCACCAACUUUUGACGAAUCAAACAGUAAAGAGGUACAGGAUAAAAAAGCUGAAACUGUGUCAAACCAGCACAGGUUUUCGGUUCAUUUAGAGUGCCAAGAAACUGCUAAGAAAACUUUCAUGAAAUCUGUCCUCGGAAAAAAGUCCUCAAAUCCAAAAAACAGGCGUAUGUCUAAAUUUUUUGUUCCGUGGUUGGUUUCAAAUCAUGAAUACAGUCCAUCUGCUUCCAGAAGUACAAAGGGAAGCAAUAAAAGUAUACCGUGUCGAUCUACUUCUCCAAAAUCCACUGCCUGUAAGAACAAAAGAAGUCAAUCUAUCCCUCAUGAUUCACCAAAGUUAAGUAUGUCUUGUACUAGAGCUCUGUUCUGCUCUUCCGAAAUUCUUGAUCCGGAAAAAAGCAAGGAGUCUGAAACAGAAAAUUUGAAUAGCAAUUACUUGGAGAGAAAAUGUUCUCUUAGUCCUGUAGAUCCAACACUGUCAUCUUCAUCUCGAGACUCAUCUGUUUCAUCAACCUAUCUGAGAUCCGAUCAACUUCAAACUUCUAACAUACGUAAAACAAAAACAAGCAUCUCUUCUGACAGUGCUGGCGCUGUUGAUGUCAUUGUUGAAAGAGUUCAUCGAAGACCUUCAAUCGGUGAUAGUGAUCAUAGUUAUAUAUUAUUCCAGCCAAUAAAAGAGGAGGAAGUUCCUUUGUAUCAGUUUUAUGAACGCAACAUAAAAGAGAGAGUGUCAUUUUGCCGAAGUCCAAGCAGUUUGUCACCUGUCAUGUGGUCAUCUCUUCCAGAAUCUAGCUGCAGUCCUGACAAUUCAGUUAAACUAAUUAAGCCUCAAUUCUCUGUUGUUGAACAGUUGAGCCCUGAUGCCAAAGAUAUGAAAAUGUUGUGGUGCGAACUUCCUGAGGUGAAAGAAAGUGGUAUUUUGGAAAGAAUAUCAGCCCAGGAAUUAAAACUACAAGAAGCAACCUUUGAGUUCAUUCAAUCUCAAGCAUCUUAUAUCAGAAGUCUUAAAGUUCUGUUUGAAAACUUCAUAAAAACUCCUGAAUUCUCUGGCAUUGAGAGUUCAACUUGUGUUUUAAGCAAGCAUGAGCAUGAUGUUCUAUUUUCAGACAUCAUUAGAGUGAAAGAAGUUAGUGAAAGUUUAAUGGGUGAUUUAACAAGAAGAUGGAGUGAUGACAUACUUAUUCCUGAUGUUUGUGACAUAAUUUUCCGUCAUGCAACCAUGCCAUCAUUUUCUGUUUAUGUGAAAUAUUGCUCAAACAGAGUUUACCAAGAAAGAACCUUAAAAGAAUUGAAGGAAACACGGUUAUGCUUCUUGGAAGUGUUGCAAAAGUUGGAAAGCAAUCCUGCGUGCCAAGGAUUGAGCUUAGAAUCUUUUCUUUUCUUACCAAUGCAACAUAUUGCAAGACUCCCUUUGUUGCUGGACAAUAUUUUCCGUUGGCUUGUUCCCGAUUCUCCUUCAUAUGGCGUUUGUAAAAUGGCCUUGGAAGCUGUUCAUAAAGUUUUUAUGGAAUGCAACGAAGGUGCAAGAAAAAUGGAACGACUGGAGGAGAUGUUUGUGUUAAAUAAACAGUUAGAGUUCAAGGAAUGUAAGGUGAUCCCUUUAAUUUCUGCUUCAAGGUGGCUUUUGAAGAAAGGAGAGAUCAUGAAGCUUGAAUUUGAUAAGAAAACCUUUGGUCGUUCAAGCCGCUGUGUUCGUGUUCCUGUUUAUAUAUUUCUCUUUAAUGAUCUUUUGGUUGUGACAAAACGAAAGAGUGAAGAUACCUAUACAGUAAUUGAUUAUUGUGCCAGAGAAAAGGUGCAAGCUAUGGCAGUCAAUGCAAAAGAUUUACCACACCCAAUUGUUGUUCCUAAUACUUGUAGAUAUUUGAUCUAUCUUACUUUAUUCAACAACCAUCAAGGCAGUGCUGUAGAUAUGAUACUGAACUGUGCAUUAUUGUAAGUAACUUUUUUAUCAUUAGCUUCAAUUUUACAUAAAUUUAAAUUAUUAUUAUUUCUGAUGAAUUUUUAU
This is a messenger RNA of Uloborus diversus, 3163 nucleotides long. Its product is annotated as rho guanine nucleotide exchange factor 26-like. Bases 146 to 3094 code for a protein of 982 amino acids. The transcript has 13 exons. Gene Ontology annotation, molecular function: guanyl-nucleotide exchange factor activity. Gene Ontology annotation, biological process: activation of GTPase activity. NCBI's taxonomy places the organism in Eukaryota, Metazoa, Arthropoda, Arachnida, Araneae, Uloboridae. The record is from RefSeq and is a predicted model, not a curated record.